Pistacia vera is the source of this 546-nucleotide messenger RNA. Its product is annotated as MLP-like protein 43. The record is from RefSeq and is a predicted model, not a curated record. NCBI's taxonomy places the organism in Eukaryota, Viridiplantae, Streptophyta, Magnoliopsida, Sapindales, Anacardiaceae. The transcript has 3 exons. Gene Ontology annotation, biological process: defense response. Bases 1 to 546 code for a protein of 181 amino acids.
AUGCGAUUUGAAGCUAAAGAUCAACGAUCUGAAGCCGAAGAUCAAGAAGACCUGAGAGUACGAUUAGCAAUCUGGCCACGUGAUCUAGCCGAUCUGAACGCGCAUAACAAAUAUCCAGAGUUCUUCUCCUGCACACCUUUCGAAUCGACAAAACCUAGCCCCGACAAAAUUCAAAGUGUUGAUUUAAUCGAGGGUCAGUGGGGAAAAGAUGGCUCUGUUUACUGCUGGAACUUCCUCCUCGAUGGAAAAACUGCAAAUAAUAAGGUGGAAGUCGGAAUUGACAACAAAAGCAAGUCAACUACUCUCAAAACCAUACAAGGAACUCUGAAAAAAUCGUUCAAGAGCUUGAUCAUCAACAUGAAAAUUACUCCAACGACUGAACAAGGCAGCUUGGUGCACUGGACCCUUGACUAUGAGAAGCUGAACGCAAAUGUUGAGGACCCUAAAUCCAUCCUUGAUAUGGCUAUCGCUAGCUGCAAAGAUGCUGGUGUUUACCUUAACAAUAAGGCAAAGACACAAAGCUCUCGUCUGCUGCAAACUAACUGA